UACUUCAAAAUGACAACCCAAGUGUUCUGGCUCCUCUGCUUUGUCAUUAGAUCAUCUUCUGGAUCCCUGCCCUAUGCUGAGAAACCCGGCCAGGCUCUCAGCAAAGAUGUUUUUAGUUCAGCAGCUGCUGCUGAUGUUCAGGUGGAAGUGCCAGCGCGGGGCACGGGCAGUGCCAGCGGGAAUCCCGGGCUCCUGGGAAUGCCUCCCGCCCUCCUGCAGCAGCCAAAACCCCUGCGAAUCCCCUCCCUGGCCUCUGACAAGAAGAAACGCGGGGAGCCUUCCCUGGAAAACAGCACAGGGCUGAGGAAGCACCUGGGACAGCACGGAGGGGUCGUGGCCCUGCACAGCCCGAGCCGGGGGGAUUCUCCCGCCCCGCUGGACUCCGGCCAGGCCAACAGGCAGCACACGGACCGGCGGCUGGCCAAGGCUGCCAACAGCGUCUGGGCUCACACCCUCCACUCCCACCCAAAGGCGACAUCCCUGCUGGAAGCUCAUCCUUUUCCACACUCCGCAACAGUGGAGUCAAAUGAUCCCAACGCGCUGCACCACUUCAACCGGCCAGGGAGGGCAAUCCCCUACAAACACCCCGAGCCCUUCACCAGGAUCCCCAAACCCUCCUGGGUCACCAACCGCUGGUCACCCAGCCCGAUGGACCUGGGCGUGCUGAGGAGAGAUGGUGACAAGGAGAAGGUGUGUCUGAGCGAGUGCAGGAAGGAGCAGGAUGAAGUGGAGGCUUUCUGUGCCAGCGAGUUUGCAGUGAAUGGAAUUGUUUAUAACCUGGAAAGCCUGGGGAAUGGAGUGCAGUGGAUUACCUUCUUGGUAGACAGUGAUGGAUUGUACAAGAUGAGUCGCCUGUAUGUCACUCCUGACGCCGCCUUCUUCCGAGUUCACAUCCUGGUUGUGGAUACUUCAAACUGCAGUAAACCAUGUCCAGACUUUAAACUUGGCAGCAGGUACAUCGUGAUGGGGCACAUCUACCACAGGCGCCGGCAGGUGCCCCCCGAGCUGCUGCCAGCCCUGCGGGGGCGGCUGCGCCCAGGGGACGGCUGGGUCGGGAGCAGCAGCAGCUACGUGAGGAGAUUCAACAGGAAAAGGGAUCUCAGGGUGAGGGCAGCGCGCUCCAAGUGUCCAUAACGCUCCAGGAGCUCCGUGCAGGAUGUGAGAGCAGCGGGAUCCACCCUCAGAGCACACCUGGGCUCCCGCCUGGAACCGCAAUCCAACACCGGCUUUUGUGCUUUAGCAAACCUCGAGCAGGCACCCCUGGUGAGGCUCAGCACAGAAGGCAGUCUAGGGAAUGUUAACUGGCCGUGAAUUUGCUCCAGAUGCUUUCAGAGCCACAGGUUAUCGUUGCUUCCCCUGCUGCAGUGUGCCUCGAAUAAUCCGUAGUAACUGUAAUGCAAAAUUCUGGCAGCUUUGUCCUCGGUACACAACAACUGCACUUUGAAGCCUUCACCUUGAACACAGAUGAUACCACAGCUUUAUCUACACAGGAUGUUCACUGUGCUUUCACAGUUCUGCCUCAAGUAUCACAUGCAUUUGAUUUCAGAGAAACCAACACCACUAAGUACCAUUCAUAUUAUUUUUGUCUCCUCAACCAUGUCCAUGGUAUUUCUGUAAAUUACACCGUUCUUCCAGCAGAGCUGGAUGUUCACACGAAGCAUGCAGAAUAGAGUGUAAUAAUCUGAGUAUAUGAGCACAUUGACUGAAAGCAAAUCAAGAAUUGCAGAACACAAAUGCCCAGUUGUGUUUACAAGUGACAGUGAAGGGAAUGCAAAAUGAGCACAGGCUGCACACACUGGGUGUGCCUGGGCACUUCACCCCAGAGCUGUGCUGAAUGCCAUUCCCCAGGAGAAAUAUUGCCAAGCUUGUACUUGCACAAGAGUAAGGUUACUUUUUAAAUAAAAA
Molecule: messenger RNA, 1905 nt
Organism: Sturnus vulgaris (Common starling)
Lineage: Eukaryota; Metazoa; Chordata; Aves; Passeriformes; Sturnidae
Gene: C20H17orf58
Product: chromosome 20 C17orf58 homolog
Molecular function (GO): protein binding
Source: RefSeq, a predicted model, not a curated record